UCUGUCUCUGUAGUCGCAAUGGCCACCUACACGGAUCUGUCUGUUGUGUUGUUUAUUUCAGUACUGACGUGUUUGAGCUGUAAACCGUUAACUGAAGAACCGUGUGUUUACACGACAAGUGGCGGGGUCAAUGACCUGUCUCCGCUGGCUAGUGACAACGAAACAGCCAGGUGCUUCCCCGUCCGGCGCUGUGGACCCUGCAGUGGGUUCCCGGGGGCAGGGGGUGGUCAGAGGUGGACACGAGUAGCCUGGUCAAGGAGCAGGUGCCGAGGACGGUAUUCCCCAACAGUCUCAGGGGCCUCAACGGCAGGACGCUGACACUGGCGAUGCUACAGUGGAUGCCCAUAUCAAGGCGGACGUCACGUGGCCAGAAUAUAUCGUAUGAUGGCGCUGCCAUUGACAUGGUUGACCUUCUGGCUGCUGCGUUUAACUUCAGCUACACCUGUGUUGAGCCUGCAGACAAGGAGUGGGGGAGUCGGCAGCACAACUCUACCUGGACCGGGAUUAUUGGCAUGUCACAGCGGCAGGGGGCCGAUCUCUGCCCUGUGCCCUACUCUAUGACCCCUGAAAGGGCCAGUGUGCUGGAGUUCUCAGUGCAUGUCCUGUCGACGUACAAUAUGGCAGUGUACAUGGUCCCUUCCUCGCCCCACCCCACGGCAGCACAAUGGCUGGUGUUGCUGCCGUCAAGGGACUGGCAGGUGUACCUGGGGCUGACGGCGGCCUUCUGCUGGGUGUCUCUGCUGCUCACGCUGGCAAGGACGAAGCUGGUGCGGGGCGUCUUGUCCACGGGGUCUCACAGUGGGGCUCUCACAGCUCGAGUCUCGCUACGCCAAGAUCUCCCCAGGCGGCCGGAGUCGUGUAGUUGUCAGUCCGUGCUGUACAGCUGGAGCCUGUUCUGUGUCACAGUGACAGCCUUCUACACAGGUAACAUCGUAGCCGAUGUCGCGAUGGGGCCGCAAGAUGUCCUCUUCACAACACUACAGGACCUGGUGAACCAGGGGAUGUAUGACGUCGGGGCUGCAGCCGGUGGAUAUGUCCACAACAUGUUCAAGGCAAGAGUGUGUUCGACAUUAUGAUUAUGUGGGUGUUUUGUGCUCAAAGGCAAGACUCGUGCCUCACGCCCCAUGUCAUUAUAUCUCAGCAUCACCCCCCAAGCCCCUCCACGCCACCCACCCCUUCCACGCCAUCCCAGUUGGCAUUGCAUACAGGGACCAUACGCGGAUCCAGAAAGGGUGGGUCGAGGGAUCGAGGAGGUCCGAGGAGGAACAUUAAUUUGCAUUGGCCCAAUGCUCGUCCUAUUCAGGGCCAAUAUCGUUAAGUCUACCUUACCUUGACCUUGAGUUGUGUAUUGAUCGCAGGAUUGUGUUAAUUAAGUAUAAUAAUGACAACAAAUGAAAACAUGUAUUCAAUAUAGUAUGUAAUCAGACAGUGUGUAUAUCAUAUUAAAUAUUUAUAUGCUGUUAAAAAAGUAUGGGAUCAUGAAAUAUAAAUGUUAAUACCAAGUAUUAGGACAAAGAUAAGUGUUGACGACAAGGAUUCUAUGUUAGAACGUUUAUGUCGGUAAAUAAAUAACACCAAAACACUUUCCAUAGUUUACAUAUCUGUC
Haliotis rufescens (red abalone) is the source of this 1606-nucleotide messenger RNA. Its product is annotated as glutamate receptor ionotropic, delta-1-like. Gene Ontology annotation, cellular component: membrane. The transcript has 6 exons. Bases 327 to 1076 code for a protein of 249 amino acids. The record is from RefSeq and is a predicted model, not a curated record. Lineage: Eukaryota; Metazoa; Mollusca; Gastropoda; Lepetellida; Haliotidae. Gene Ontology annotation, molecular function: glutamate-gated receptor activity.